AUGGCCACGCAUCUCCGAGACGAUGAAGAUCAGUCGCGCGUCGAUGAGCAACUUUCCCAGUCGAUCGGCUCUGCAGGGUCCAUCGGCCUUGACUUGCAGUCAACCGCACUGCCGGUCACCCAGUCCCCCGGUGACUACGACACUUCCCACGUGUCGUAUGUGAACCAGUCAUCCGUGUCUGCAGGAUUGGCGCUCGGCGAUGUGUACAGCUACUCCCCUGAGACUGUCGCAUCCGAGCUCUGGACAACAGACCUCGCCUCGACGCGAUGGCUCGGUCUGCUCGCCACCGACGCGGCGCAGGCCGACAGUGGGUUCUCUCUAGCUCCGAGUCCCGCCCCGGAGGAUGAUGAGCAGAGGCGCGCGGCGGUACACCAUGGUCCGCCCGAUGCGACGAACCUUGAGUAUCGGCUCAACAAUGUCUCGGACCCGGAGCGGAAGACAUGGCAGGCGGACAAGGAUAUUGUCUUGUCAAGUCGGGAAGCUGUUCUCUUCCGCCACUUUACAGAGCGAUCGGCCCGUUGGCUGGAUCUGCUUGAUCACCAGAAGCUCUUCUCCACUUAUGCAGUGCGGUUGGCAUUGAGGAACGCAGGACUCAUGAAUGCCAUUUUAGCAUUGUCAGCCAAACAUCUCUCCAAGUUAGAAGGGGAGCAUCCAGAAUCGGAACCUGGCAUCGCGCCCGGCAGUCGUGAUUCUGGCGGCGAGUGGGUUCGGUAUUACUACGAAACCCUCCGCUAUGUUCAGGAAGCAUUAGCUUACACCAGCUACACUGCUUCAGAAGAGCUCAACGCCACCGCUAUUGUCAUCUCUGCUUACGAGAUGUUGGAUGAAUCAGAUGGUAGAGGGAACUGGCAGCGGCACCUCAAAGGCGUCUUUUGGAUUCAGAGAUCUCAAGAUGUCAACGGAGCCUCCGGUGGACUCCGGCAGACAGUCUGGUGGUCUUGGCUCCGACAAGACAUCUGGGCCGCCUUCCGAGAAAAAAGGCGUUGCUUGAGCUUCUGGGCAGCGGACAGAGAUUUCCACGAGCUUGAUCAGCAUGGUUUGGCAAACAGGGCCAUAUACUUACUGUCGCGCGCAGUGAACUACUGCGCCUACUCCCGCAUGAUGGAGGCUUCGCCUGACGCCUCAGCCUCAAGCAAUAGAGCUCGCGCGGGCCAUGAGAUGUUGGCUGAGAUGGAGAGGUGGAAGUCGUUCUUGGGCGAUGAGUUCAAGCCUCUUCCGACCCCAACAACUCCGUCCGAUGUCUUUACCCCUCUCUGGGUUCAUCCACCUCAAUUUGGAGUCGCUCUUCAAGCGUAUUCUUUUGCUAAAAUCCUUGUGCUUCUACACAAACCAGUUUCAUCUGGGUUUGAUGGUUAUCUCAAGAUGCAGCGAACGCUCUCGGAGGCAGUCGACACGAUAUGUGGCAUUGCGAUGGAGUUAACGGACGAGGGGUGCCAGAUACUCUCUGCACAAUGUCUUUACGGUGCCGGAUUAUGUGUUCAGGACUCCUCAAAGAGAGAGAAGAUUCUUUCUCUGAUGGAGAAGAGUGAAGACAUAGUGGGUUGGACGCCAAUGGCAACGUGGCGGAACGACUUGAGGCAGGCGUGGACUAACGCUGACUGCCAGAGCCCUGACACCAUGCGAUGA
This is a messenger RNA of Colletotrichum spaethianum, 1626 nucleotides long. RefSeq lists its product as uncharacterized. The coding region runs from base 1 to 1626 and encodes 541 amino acids. Gene Ontology annotation, biological process: positive regulation of transcription by RNA polymerase II. Gene Ontology annotation, cellular component: nucleus. Gene Ontology annotation, molecular function: DNA-binding transcription factor activity; transcription cis-regulatory region binding. NCBI's taxonomy places the organism in Eukaryota, Fungi, Ascomycota, Sordariomycetes, Glomerellales, Glomerellaceae. The record is from RefSeq and is a predicted model, not a curated record. The transcript has a single exon.